This is a messenger RNA of Felis catus (domestic cat), 3736 nucleotides long. RefSeq names its product UDP-N-acetylglucosamine pyrophosphorylase 1 (gene UAP1). Gene Ontology annotation, molecular function: UDP-N-acetylglucosamine diphosphorylase activity. The record is from RefSeq and is a predicted model, not a curated record. Lineage: Eukaryota; Metazoa; Chordata; Mammalia; Carnivora; Felidae. The transcript has 12 exons. Gene Ontology annotation, biological process: UDP-N-acetylglucosamine biosynthetic process. Bases 184 to 1752 code for a protein of 522 amino acids.
CCGGGGCCAGCUCGCGGCCCGCCCCGCCGCCCCGGCCCCCCGGAUGAGGGUAUAUAUUCGGAGCUGGCGCGGGACGCCGAGGAGUGGCCGCACGGAGCCGGAGCCGGGCGGAGCCGCGGUCACGCUGAGGGAGGUUUACAGGCCCAGAGAUUAUACUUCUGUCUUCACCACCACCAGAGCAUUAUGAAUGUUAAUGAUCUCAAAGUCAGGUUGUCCAAAGCUGGACAGGAACACCUGCUACAGUUCUGGAAUGAGCUGGAUGAAGCCCAACAGGUAGAACUUUAUGCAGAGCUCCAGGCCAUGAACUUUGAGGAGCUGAACUUCUUUUUCCAGAAGGCCAUUGAAGGAUUUAACCAGUCGUCUCAGCAAGAGAAAAUGGAUGCCCGCAUGGAGCCUGUCCCUCGAGAGGUGUUGGGCAGUGCCACCAGGGACCAAGAUCGGCUGCAAGCCUGGGAGAGUGAAGGACUUUUCCAGAUUUCUCAGAACAAAGUGGCAGUUCUCCUUCUAGCUGGCGGGCAGGGGACGAGACUUGGUGUUGCAUAUCCCAAGGGAAUGUAUGAUGUUGGUUUGCCGUCUCACAAGACGCUUUUUCAGAUUCAGGCGGAGCGUAUCCUGAAGCUUCAACAGUUAGCUGAAAAAUACCAUGGCAGCAAAUGUAUCAUUCCAUGGUAUAUAAUGACCAGUGGCAGAACAAUGGAAUCUACAAAGGAAUUCUUCACAAAGCACAAGUACUUUGGUUUGAAAAAAGAGAAUGUAAUCUUUUUUCAGCAGGGAAUGCUCCCUGCUAUGAGUUUUGAUGGGAAGAUUAUUUUGGAAGACAAGAACAAGGUUUCUAUGGCUCCAGAUGGGAAUGGUGGUCUUUAUCGGGCGCUUGCAGCCCAGAAUAUCGUGGAGGACAUGGAACAGAGAGGCAUUUGGAGCAUUCACGUCUACUGUGUUGACAACAUCCUAGUGAAAGUGGCAGACCCCCGGUUCAUUGGCUUCUGCAUCCAGAAAGGAGCAGAUUGUGGUGCAAAGGUGGUAGAGAAAACGAACCCUACGGAGCCUGUGGGAGUGGUUUGCCGAGUGGACGGGGUCUACCAGGUGGUGGAAUAUAGUGAGAUCUCCCUGGCCACAGCUCAGAAACGAAGCUCGGACGGGCGACUACUGUUCAACGCGGGGAACAUUGCCAACCACUUCUUCACUGUCCCGUUUCUGAGAGAUGUUGUCAAUAUUUAUGAACCUCAGUUGCAGCACCAUGUGGCUCAAAAGAAGAUUCCCUACGUGGAUUCCCAGGGGCAGUUAAUUAAGCCAGACAAACCAAAUGGAAUAAAGAUGGAAAAAUUCGUCUUUGACAUCUUCCAGUUUGCAAAGAAGUUUGUGGUGUAUGAAGUACUACGUGAAGAUGAGUUUUCCCCGCUGAAGAACGCGGACAGUCAGAACGGGAAGGACAAUCCUACUACCGCGCGACAUGCCCUGCUGUCCCUUCAUCACUGCUGGGUCCUCAACGCGGGGGGCCACUUCAUAGACGAAAACGGCUCUCGCCUCCCAGCCAUUCCUCGCAGUGCUACAAAUGGGAAGUCAGAGACCAUCACAACUGAUGUCAAUCUCAACUUGAAGGAUGCCAAUGAUGUACCAAUUCAGUGUGAAAUCUCUCCUCUUAUCUCCUAUGCUGGAGAAGGAAUAGAAAGUUACGUGGCAGAUAAAGAAUUCCACGCGCCUUUAAUCAUUGAUGAGAACGGAGUCCAUGAGCUGGUGAAGAACGGCCUGUGAACUGGAGACUAAGUUCCACCACAAUUUGUGAGGUUUGAGUUCUCCGUCAGAACGAGCUCCGAGUGGAUUGUGAGGACAGAACUGCUCAGUGUUAGCACCUGAAUGGUACGCUUCAUUUCCUUUUUCCUGGACCUUCAUCUGCGGUUUCCUCUCUCCCCAUCUUUAGGCUCCUAUGGCUAAUUUCAGGAAGGGGAGGAUGGGCAGGAUGGGGGCAGUGGUGUUACUGGAGAGGAGCGGUGGCUGAGGGACACUGGGUGCAGUGAGAGCAAAGGGUCUGGGAGCCACUGAGCCGUGACGUUACGAGGUGGCUACAUUAUACACCUUUACAAGUCCUUGGUAAAUAAUUGUUCUAAUUCAGAAAAUACAGAAUUGGGUAAAAUGGUUAUAAAAACAUGAACUAGACUCAUUUGGCAACAGUGUGGUAGAAUUUAUAUGACAGUUAAUAAUCACUUUGAGUGUCAUUGAAAUCACCCUUGCAAGUAUGUUAAUAACUUUACUGAUAGUCACAGAUGAACAUAUAAGCCAAAUAGGCUGUGUUAUUUGAAUAUUUGAUUUUUAUUCCUCAAUUUCCCUCUUGCUUCUUGAAAUUGAUGCAGUUUUGGUAUCUAAAAAGGAAUUACUAGGGAUAUCUACAGAAAGAUGAACAAAAAUAAUUUUAUGUUCAAUCUAGCCCUUCUUUUCCCCAGUUUGAAUUGUUAUUGGUAACAGCGUGGGUUCAUUGCUAACCGCAGCUUACUAUCUGCAGUGUUUCCUCUUGGUGACUCAUCACGGCACAGUCAGAUCUCAGUUAUCUAGGUAAAACGAGGCGAGGACAAACACAUAAUCCAAGAGAGAGACUAAAACACAAGCCAUUCAGUCGACUUGGAAGUGUGGUUUCCUACUAGAUGAGACUGAUGCUUUUGCAGUUCAUGGCCCUCCAGAGAGCCCCAGUUUGGGAAAGGCAUGCUGGGAAGUGAUGGAGUGAGUCAGCCAAAGAGGUCUGAGUGCCUGUCACAUGCCCAGCACUCCCUGGGAUAAAAGCACAGAGCCCUCUCCUUACACGGCUUGCGUUCUGGUUCCGGGGAAAAAAGUAACCCCCUUAAAUAACGCAAGGAUGAUUUAGUACUAAAAUGCAAGGAAGCAAGGUCAGUGGGAGGUGAACAAGGGUCAUCGUUAUGGACUGGAGUUUGGUACGGCAGAACAUCUCCACGACAAACCCUGUUAUCUUGAGAGAGGGGAUGUUAGGGUCAGAAGUUUCUGUUCCAACAAGAAGACAUACCUUAAUAGUUCUACCAUGUCUUAUGAAAAACCAGUGAGGUUUUUACUCAUCAGAACCAUGUUUCGCUCAUAGUAAGCUCUCAAAUAAUUUGGCUCUGAUUCUAUUGGAUUUAGUUGCCUUAAAAUCAAACGUGUAUUGUGAUUCAGAUAUGGAUUAUUAAUGGGAGUUGGUGAUUGUGGGGAGGAGGGGUUACUUAGCCGCAUCCAGUUGCCAGGUGCUGUCCAAAUUGUAGGGUUAAUGAGCAGACCUGUAACGGUGAUUUUUCCAAGUGUGGUCCCCUGACUGGGUACAUCCGUGUCACCUGGAAACUUGUUAGAAACACACAUUCUCAGAAUCACUCCGUUAUGCAUUCGUGGGUGGGGCCUAGAAACUUCUAUUCUGACACGCCCUCCAGGUGAUUCCGAUGUAUCCCAAAGUUUGGGAACCAUUGCUGUAAGAAGGCUAACCAAAAGGUCAGGGGCAGUACCAAAAAGAACAUACCCUAGGGGAAACAGGCCCGUGUGUGUAGAGCAAGAAUAGGGGAAGCCAGACACCAAAUAGAUCUGGCUUAGGUGAGCUUUAUUCUUUAAAAGACAGAGGGAAUGGUGGCGGUGGUGGUGAGAGUAGAAGACGGAGCUAGAGAGACCUGACCUGGACGCUUGUAAUUGUGAAGGACAAUGGUUUCUAAACCCUUGGAUUCUCUGGAUUGCUUGGAGAGAUUUAAAAAAAAACAAAAAAACCAAAAAC